Lachnellula hyalina is the source of this 2949-nucleotide messenger RNA. RefSeq names its product Glycylpeptide N-tetradecanoyltransferase (gene NMT1). The transcript is spliced from 8 exons. NCBI's taxonomy places the organism in Eukaryota, Fungi, Ascomycota, Leotiomycetes, Helotiales, Lachnaceae. The record is from RefSeq and is a predicted model, not a curated record. Gene Ontology annotation, molecular function: glycylpeptide N-tetradecanoyltransferase activity. Gene Ontology annotation, cellular component: cytoplasm. Gene Ontology annotation, biological process: N-terminal peptidyl-glycine N-myristoylation. The annotation marks the transcript as partial.
UCCAAUUCGAUCUUGUGUCUACUCUGCGUGGGAAUGGCCGCUCUGGCCCCGGUCUUCAAGAAGGCAUACUGGGCUGUGAUCCUCAGUGUCUCCUUUUACAUCGCGGCUUUGACUGCUCUAACAAAUCCAUGGCUUCAGAGACAUCCGGAACAGUUCGGAUUUGCGAAGAAUCAGAUAACGCCUUUCAACUUCACAACUCCUGACCAUGAGACUAUCUAUGCUUGGCAUGUGAUGCCGUUGGGGCUCUACGCAAAGCAUGAGUCUGAGAUCUUGCAACAGCCCUCUGGUUUGGCAGAUGAUAUCACCCAAACCACCGCAUUCCGACUUCUUAGGGAUGACCCCGAUUCGCGGUUGAUCAUCAAUUCUGACCUUCCCCAGAAUGCCGGGACAGUAGCUCAAGGAUGGCGAACUGAUUCGUACCGCUCCUUAUCCGACGGGAGUACCUCAAAUAUCCAUAUUCUAGCCAUUGAUUACCGGGGUUUCGGUCUUUCCACUGGCUUUCCAACCGAAGAAGGCCUGAUCACAGAUGGUGUCGCUGCUGUGGAUUGGGCUCUUCAGGUCGCCAAAGUUCCAUCUGACAGAAUUGUCCUUCUCGGUCAAAGUCUAGGCACAGCAGUGACUUCAGCUGUUGCGGAACAUUAUGCCAUGAAAGGUGUUAAUUUCGCAGGCGUCGUUCUAGUAGCCGGUUUCACGUCUUUGGCAGAGCUCCUUCCCGGGUACUCCAUUGCAGGAUACUUGCCAUUGCUAUCGCCUCUAAAAUCCACUCCCGCUAUUCUUGAGCUCUUCUCCAGCAAACUGGUGGAUAAAUGGCCUUCUGCAACUCGAAUUGCGAACUUUGUUCGUGUGAGUAAAAGAGUGAGGCUGUUCAUUUUACAUGCAAAAGACGACUAUGAGAUCCCAUGGACCCAUUCUGAGGGACUGUUUGCUGCAGCUGCAAAUGCCACGACGGACGAGGGAAUGAAUCUUGAACUGCUUCGGAAGAUGAAAGCAAGGACAACAGUCGACACUGGGGAUGGGACGUUCAUAAGCACAUGGAAAUCAGGUGAGAAUAAGAUUAUUAGACAAGAAGUCGUUGCCUACGGUCAUCACAGCAGAGUUCUGACAUAUGCAACCGUUUCUCUUGCUGCUCUCAAAGCGUUCGGUCUUGACGAUGGAGGGGCAUUGCCGGUUUCAAGUCUGGAGUUUCAAGCAAACAACCCCUCCAUCUCCAUCCCACUUCGAGCUUUGAAGGUGUCAACAAAGGUCCCCGCAAAACCUACAAAUUACACAAUGGCCGACGAAUCCAAACUCGAAGAUCCUGCGACUUCGCAAGAAGCAGCAAAAGAAGUCAUCGAACAAUCCAAAACUACCACUGCACAAGUUGAAUCCGAGAAUGAAGACGAAGAGGACACCGUCCACCCCGACGCAAAGGACGCGACACCUGCAGGCAAGAAGAAGAAAUCCAAACGGAAGAAGAUUAAAGCUGCGCUUGGAGUCGGUGGUUCUGGUUCCAGCGAAGCUUCUUCCAGUGCACAAGACAGCUCCAAACUAGUCGGCAAGCUCGACAACGACCAGGCUGAACAACUCCUCAGGAUGAAUCCGGGCCUGGCAGCACAAAUCGGAGACGGGGGUGCGGCGGGCCCCAUCGAGGCGUUGAAGAAGAUGAAUUUGCAGGAUAUCAUGACGGGGCUGGCGUCGAGUGGGAAGAAUGUCAAGGAUAUGGGCGCGUAUAAGUUUUGGUCCACGCAGCCGGUUCCGAGGCUGGAUGACAAGACUAAGAUUGAGGUCGAGGGGCCGAUUAAGGAGGUAGACCCGGCGCUGGUGCGCAAGGAGGCGUAUCCGCUUAGUAUGGAUGGUUUUGAAUGGGUGACCGUGGACUUGACGAGCGAUGAAGAAUUGAAGGAGGUUUAUGAUUUGCUGUAUGGGCAUUAUGUAGAGGACGACGAGGCCAUGUUUCGAUUCAACUACUCGAAGUCAUUUCUAAAAUGGGCCCUCACAUCUCCGGGGUGGUUUCCAGAUUGGCAUAGAGGUAUCCGAGCUACAGUGUCUCGUAAACUCGUUGCUUUCAUAUCAGCAAUACCCGUCACGUUGCGCGUCCGAGAUAAGGAUCUCAAGGCAUCCGAGGUCAACUUCAUGGUCAUACACAAGAAGCUUCGCUCCAGGCGAUUGGCUCCAUUGCUCAUCAAAGAAAUUACCCGGCUAUGCCACCUGAAAGGCGUCUACCAAGCAAUUUAUACCGGUGGUGUGGUACUGCCAAAGCCUGUAUCUACAUGCCGAUACUUCCACAGGUCAAUUGACUGGAAGAAGCUCAACGAAGUCGGUUUCAGCCCCUUGCCUAAAAACAGCAAACCCGAAUACCAAGUCCGGAAAUAUGCCCUGCCCGACCGUACGGCUACCAAGGGGCUCCGGCCGAUGGAAACGAAGGAUAUCGAUGCGGUGUUAGACCUGCUAAAGCGGUAUCUGGCAACUUUCGACAUGGCGCCCCAGUUCACGCGCGAAGAAGUUGAGCACUGGCUGCUUCCCGACCCUGCGUACGAGCAACAAGUAAUCUGGUCCUAUGUCGUCGAAGACCCAACCACCAAGGCCGUGACCGACUACUUCUCCUUCUACUGCCUCGAAUCCUCCGUAAUAGCCAAUGACAAGCACUCGAACAUCCGCGCCGCCUACCUCUACUACUACGCGUCCGAAGUAGCUCUCGACCCCUCUGCCUCGCGCUCAGACCUGAAGACGCGCCUCAACGCCCUAGUCAACGACGCGCUCAUCCUAGCCAAGAAAUACAGGUUCGAUGUCUUCAACGCCCUGACGCUUAUGGAUAAUAGUUUGUUCUUGGAACAGCAGAAGUUCGGUGCCGGGGAUGGACAGCUGCAUUAUUAUCUGUUUAAUUAUAAUGCAAAUCCCAUUGCUGGGGGUGUGGAUCAGAAGAAUACAAUUGAUGAAGGGGGAAGUGGGGUUGGUGUUGUGAUGCUUUAG